Molecule: messenger RNA, 2842 nt
Organism: Nerophis ophidion (straightnose pipefish)
Lineage: Eukaryota; Metazoa; Chordata; Actinopteri; Syngnathiformes; Syngnathidae
Product: olfactory receptor 2G6-like
Exons: 1
Coding region: 1714-2688 (324 amino acids)
Biological process (GO): G protein-coupled receptor signaling pathway
Cellular component (GO): membrane
Molecular function (GO): olfactory receptor activity; G protein-coupled receptor activity
Source: RefSeq, a predicted model, not a curated record
UUUUGUGACCAACAAGUAUGUGCUUCGAUCACUCUAUUACAAAAAAAUAAGAGUUGUAAAAAUGAUUGGAAACUCAAGACAGCCAUGAAAUUAUGUUCUUUACAAGUGUAUGUAUCUUCAGCUCUCGCUGGAUCGGUUCGCACCCGAGUGUGAAGCGACCGGAAUGAGAAUCAGCACCUCCAAGUCCGAGUCCAUGGUUCUCGCCCGGAAAAGGGUGGAGUGCCAUCUCCGGGUUGGGGAGGAGACCCUGCCCCAAGUGGAGGAGUUCAUGUACCUAGGAGUCUUGUUCACGAGUGAGGGAAGAGUGGAUCGUGAGAUCGACAGGCGGAUCGGUGCGGCGUCUUCAGUAAUGCGGACGUUGUACCGAUCCGUUGUGGUGAAGAAGGAGCUGAGCCGGAAGGCAAAGCUCUCAAUUUACCGGUCGAUCUACGUUCCCAUCCUCACCUAUGGUCAUGAGCUUUGGGUCAUGACCGAAAGGAUAAGAUCACGGGUACAAGCGGCCGAAAUGAGUUUCCUCCGCCGUGUGGCGGGGCUCUCCCUUAGAGAUAGGGUGAGAAGCUCUGCCAUCCGGGAGUGACUCAAAGUAAAGCCGCUGCUCCUCCACAUCGAGAGGAGCCAGAUGAGGUGGUUUGGGCAUCUGGUCAGGAUGCCACCCGAACGACUCCCUAGGGAGGUGUUUAGGGCACGUCCAACCGGUAGGAGGCCACGGGGAAGACCCAGGACACGUUGGGAAGACUAUGUCUCCCGGCUGGCCUGGGAACGCCUCGGGAUCCCCCGGGAAGAGCUAGACGAAGUGACUGGGGAGAGGGAAGUCUGGGUUUCCCUGCUUAGGCUGUUGCCCCCGCGACCCGACCUCGGAUAAGCGGAAGAUGAUGGAUGGACAAGUGUAUGUAAACUUUUGACCGCAUACGAUUGUUCAAAAGCACAAUUGUGCAUACACUUUUUUCCUUUUUGUUUUUCCUUUUUUUCAUUAAGUUUAACUUUUGGAAUAUUGGCUUUGUGAUCUCCCUGUAUACAUUUACACCAAUGAUUCUUGCGGCUCAUUUCUGCAGAAGGUAGAUUGGGUUUAAAUAUGUUUUAACAGGCACUCGCUUAUUCAUCCGAUUAGUCCAUUAAUUCAACAAACUGAUUGAUUAGUAAAAUAAUUGAUGGUUGCCAGAGAUUUAAAAUGGAUUCAUUAUUAUUUUUUAUUGCGACAGCCCUAGUGUUAUUUUUCAUAUUGGAAAUACAUUACAGGUAAUUUGGUACUCAAUCACUUUCAGCAACAAAAGCGGCAAAAUUCCCCUCAUUAUGUAAAACGCUGCAUAUAAUUUGUUGUAACGCUUCAGUUAUGUAAUAAAUAUUGAAGUGUUCCAUUAAUGAGGGUGAUUGACUUGCAAUAUAAAAAAACAAGAUGGCUGUUGCUCAUUAGGACACUUGGUCCGCGUUUGGAGGGCCGGUUGUCUGAGGGGACAUCUGUCGCCAUCCUCUGAGGUUGUGACGGCUGAUUAGUCCCUGUGGGACGAAGGUGUUGACGUGCCGUGGUGACCUUUGACCUGAGGGACCCCUGACGCAACAGGCAAUUACCAUCUGUCAAUCAAAACGAGGCAGAGGAAACGUAAGGCUUUCACCCGCCAAUUGUCAGGUGUCAGUCACCGCUCAGGGGGCGGGCCCUCUGACAUCAUCGGCCGCGGCUCUUCGGGGUCAAUAAGAACCGGCCGGGUUUGUCGUUUGAUGCCACGCGUGAUUGUGAUGAUCAUGGGAGGCGUGCUGGAGAACCACUCGGACACGGUGUUCUUCCUUCACGGCCUCAACGAGUCUGCGUCCAGCCGUCAAAUCUACUUCUCCCUGGCGCUGGCGUCCUACGUGGUCACGCUGCUGGUCAACGUGACGCUGAUUGUGACCGUGUGCGUGGAGAAGACACUGCACGAGCCCAUCUACAUCUUCCUGUGCAACCUGUGCUUCAACGGCAUCUUCGGCGCGUCCACUUUCUACCCCAAGCUGUUGAGCGACCUGCUGGCCGAGGCGCACGUCAUCUCGUACGCCGGCUGCCUGACGCAGAUCUUCGCCGUCUACGGCUACGUCUUCUGCGAGUUCGCCAGCCUGACCAUCAUGGCGCUGGACCGCUACGUGGCCAUCUGCUGGCCGCUGCGGUACCGCGCUGUGAUGACGCCGCGCAUGGUGGCGCAGCUCCUGGCGCUGACGUGGUGCUUGCCGCUGCUGGAGACGGCGAUUGGCGUGGGCCUGACGGCGAGGCUGCCGCUAUGCGGCCGCCACAUCCACAAGUUGUUCUGCACCAACUGGGUGGUGGUCAAGCUGUCGUGCGUGGACACCACCGCCAAUAACAUUUACGGCUUCGCGCUCAUUUUCUUGCACAUCUCGCAGGCGGGCCUCAUCGUGGUGUCCUACGGCCACCUGGUGCACGCCGCCGUUAGGUCACAGUCCGUCCGCCGCAAGUUCGUGCAGACGUGCAUGCCGCACCUGCUCACUCUGCUCAUCUUCACCGGCUCGCUGGUAUUCGACGCCUUGUUCUCCCGCUACGGCGGCGGCGGCCAGCUUCAGAUUCUGCAGAACAUGCUGGCCGUGGAGUUCCUGGUGGUGCCGCCCCUCGUUAACCCCGUCAUCUACGGCAUCAACCUGCACCAGAUUCGCUGGCGCAUCGUCCGCAACUUCACGCAGAAAGACGUCGCGCUACCCGACUCGCACUGACACCUUUUCUUUUGGAUUCUAUUUGUUCACACACAAACGAGUUGAACUCUGCUUGAUUGGUUUUAUUCUUGGAAAUGUUGCGUUCGUGUAAACAUCGGUGGCGCCAAACAUAAAAAGAAAAAAAAAAAAAAGUCAACUUGUUACCAUUGAAGAA